AUUUAAAAAAAUUAAACGUCAAAGUUUUCGUUGCUGGACUACACCUUGUUUGGCAGUUUGAAAUUUUGUAAACGUUAAACGGUUGAAUGUGAAAUGUAUUUACUGUAAACAGUGAGGAUAAACAUUGAAUAUACUUUAUUGAAAGGAAAUAAUUGGCCAAAAAUAUGUCUACCAGGUCCGGAAAACGGAUUCAUACUUCGUUGCUUGAAGACACAGUUAUAACGAAACGAGAACUUGCUGUAAAGAGUGAAAGAAAAACUCGGAGCAGACAAGUUAAAGAAGAAGCGGAGGAACUAGGUGUUUCAUUAAUUAAAAACAAAAAACGUAACAAUUACGUGAGUUAUCCUACAGACGAUGAGUUUCUCGGAGACACAACGACAAGUAAAGAGGAUGAGGCUAAAACUAGCCGUGUGUUACGUAAAAAUGCUCUGAAAGAACAAAACUUAGUAGAAAACGUCGUCCCUGAGCCACAAACAGAAGUGAAAAAUCUUAUUAGAAAGUCACGACGCGGCAAAAAGGUGGAUGAUGCUGAAGAAACUGAAAACCAUGAAAAUAUACCAACUGAAAUUAUUGAUGUGCCAAAAUCAAAGAAAAAUAAGAAGAAAAAGAAAGAGAGUGAUGUAAACCCACUUCCCGAGGAAGUGCCUUCCAAGAAAUCAAAGAAGAAGAAGAAAAAGGGAAAGAAAACUAAUUCUAUGACUGCCGAGGAUGUGCCACUACACAACAACUCUAAGAAUGGUACACACAACGGGAGCAACAUGUCUGUUGACUCAUUUCACAGUGCUGCUGGCAGCCCCAACACAGAACAUAAUCAUAUAGAUACAGUGCCCACUAAUAAAGUUAACAAUACAUUUAAAAAGGAACAAGCUAGUAAGAAGUCUUCUAAAAAAAAUAAAAAACGCAGUAAUAACAUCACUGAACACAGUGAAACAUCAGAGAACCUAUCGAAGCAUAUAACUGGUGACAAUAUUAAUAAUUCUAUUGACAAUGAUAAUAAAAUAAGAAAGUCUGGAGCUAAGGACAUUGAUGAAGGGAAACAUUUCAUUUUCACUGCAAAAUCUGAAAGAGAUAAUGAGGAUAGUUCAAUUGUAAAUAAUGGGCAAAUGAAGACACGGAAUUCUAUCAUAACAUCUGAUGAGAGUAAUGUUUCAAGCAGUGCUGAUAUCAAAACAGAUGCAAGAAACAACUCUCGUACUAAAUCAAAGAAAAAUAAAUCAAAAUCGAAAAAAGCACAUCCAGUAAAUACUACUAAAGAUGAUGUGGGUAAUGAUGAAGUAGAUAAGAUGGAGCCUGACAGUAACAAAUCACUCUUUAAGGAUGGAGUUGAUACAAAUGCGGAGACAAAUUUAAAUGCUUCCAACAUUUCCCACAGUAACCGCAGAUCUAGAAGAUCCAAUAUAAAAGACAGCACAUUUGAUAAAAGUACCACAUUAGCUACACAAGGAGAAACUGACAUGGAAACAUGUUUGAAUACUUCUAACAACCAAUCACAGUUGAGGAAAUCUCUGCGAAGAGAAUCUACUGCCAAUACCUCCAUUGUAAAUGGUAGUAAGUCUGAGAAAGAUAUGCCUGAUGAUGUGAAUACAUCUAACAUAUCAAGUAAACAGUCACGAAGGAAAUCUAAUGUGAAAGAUACAACAUUUGAUAAAGAUUCUGAUAAGAUUUCUAACAACAUUACAAAUUCUACCUUUGACAAAGUAGAAAAACAAUUGGAUGCAACAUAUGAAAAGGAAGAUGUAACAUCAGCUAAUAAAAAAGAUUCUAAAGUGAAAGUUAACACUACCUAUGAUAAACCUAUUGACACAACAUUUGACAAAGACAGCUCUACCUCUUUUGAUGCUUUCAAAAUAGGUGCAACAACCAGGAAGUCUAGUAUCAAGGAUAGCACUUUUGACAAAAGUAACAUAUCCAAAAUUAGUUUCACAAAGGAAGACUUUGGUAAAGACAACAUCAUCACCAGCUCUGCUACCAAGAGGACCUCCAUCAGGAGACACACUUUUGAUAAAAAUAACAGUUUCACAGUGAAUGCUAUCAAUACAACUUAUGAGAAGACUUCAAACACAGAAAGUCCACUGAAAAGAAAGUCACCAAGGAGAACCAAGUCUAUGGAUGUUGAGACACAACUGAACACUACAUUUGAGAAGGAUACUGAGGUGGAGCAUGGGAACAAAGACCCGGAACCCAAGUCUUCCCUCAUAAGCUCAGACAACAGCAGUGUUGCGGACAAGUCUGAGAUAUCCCGCAUCAGUAUCACCAGUGAUGAAUCAGAGCAUGUGGAGAACAUUGUGAACACCACUCCAUUGCUGAUAGAGAGCAGCUUAGAUGAGUCUCAGCACUCAAUGACUAAGGCAGAAAGUCCAAAAUCACACACUCCAUUGAAGAGAGAAGGAACAUUCACUAAAGAGAGUCCUCAGAAACAAGACACUGAGACAAGUACUCCAACUAAACGGAGGUCGUCAAUAGUACCAGCAGCGGGGUGCACUCCAUACCACGUAACUAAGAGUAACCAGAAGAAGAGCAUGUUGAAUGUGACUCGGUCCAUUGAGAAAGGUGUCCGAGCUUCAGUAGAGCCGGCUCCAAGGCUGACCAGGGUCAUGUUCUGCAGUCCUGUCGACAAUCCUGUGUUGGUUGCACAAGAAAGGAAGAAGAUCAUCAAGUCCAAUCUCAAGGGGUCCAACAAGAGCUUUGUGUAUGAAGAGAGUGUUCCAGCCCCGACAUCCCGCGCGGGCCGCAAGCGGUCGUACACGCAGAACGACGCGGACGACACGCGAGUGAAGCGCUCCCGCCUCACCGAGGACCUGCAGCAGUCGGUAGACCGGCUGUCCAGGCCCAGGACUGCUAGCGCCACAGCAAAACUUACGAGUACAACUCCAAAGAAGGCUAUCACUCCAUCGAAGCCAAAGUCUGACGCCAAGGUGUCCCGCACGAAGCUGCCCAACUUCGCAGCCCUGCACCAGAAGCAGUUCGACAAGAUGGAGUCGCUGAAUGAGUGCCAGGAGCGCCGCGCCAAGAGAGCUCGACAGCUGCUCACUCCAACUGCACCUGCUGGACUGCUGGAAAGGAUCAGCCCUAAGAAUAACGUAGAAUCACCGAAAGGUAAAGAUGCCGUGAAACCCAAAGAGAAAACGGACACCCCUACCAAGAAAACUGACACCCCCACCAAGAAAACUGACACCCCCACCAAGAAACUGCCCACGCUGGAAUCCUUACGACCAGGGUUCACCAGAUUCGGGUUCAAACUAAACUUGGACGUCAAUCCAUUCAGUAUACCGAGCAAGACAGAAAAACCUAAGGAAAAGGUUAUUGAAAAACCUAAUGGAGGCAUUCCAAAGGCGAUAUUGCCAUCUUUAGCCGGCGCUACCUCAGUACGCCGCGAGGCUGCCAAGCAGACCGUCAUGAGGGAGAAGUCCUUCACAGAGAAACGCAGCGUCAAGAGAAACGAGAACAGGAGCAUUAUAAAGGGGGUCAGAACCAACAGGCGAUUCGAACUGCAAAUGAAGAUGAGGAACAUUGAGUAAGGAGGACUAAGGGUAGUUCUAGUAUAGUUCCCCUCGGGGAGGGGUGAGUUCAGUUGCAAUUUUAGUUCUAAGAAGGGUGCAGACAAUAAAAUUAUGUAAUAACUUAGCUUAGACAAACUGUGACUGAAUUGAAUUCGUUUGUUGUCAUGUAAUAUUGGUGGUGUUUUAUUUUGCAUGUUACACAAGUUUUAAUGAGUUUCCAUGACCCCAGUUUGGAUUUUAUUACUACUAUACAAUGAUUGUUAAUGUUUCUUAUUAGUUGUGUAUUGUUUUGUAUAAGUUACUGUUUAUAAAGAGUCCCACAGCUUUACCAAUAGUGCCAUGUAUUUGCUUUAAAACAGUUUUUGUAAAAUAUUUUCUCAUUUUGCUCCUAUACAAGAGAUUAACCCUAUGUCCUAGGGAUGCUGCGUUAGGUAAAAUUUCUGUCACGUACGUGGGCAGCGGAGACUUGCGUCGUUUUAUGACGCCUCCCGCCUACGCGCUCCAUGCCGAGCGAUGUUUUACGCAAUGCGCUGCCAUCCUGGACAACCUUCGACAGUAUUAACACUUAUAUUGACUUAAUUUUAAUUACGGAUAGACUAACUGUUAUAUUUAGGCGUGUUCUAACUGCCAUCGAGAUCAUGGUAUUGAUAUUGUACUAUAGUUAUCUAACAGAUUAAACGAUCCCACUCUA
Spodoptera frugiperda (fall armyworm) is the source of this 4191-nucleotide messenger RNA. RefSeq names its product muscle M-line assembly protein unc-89 (gene Mink). NCBI's taxonomy places the organism in Eukaryota, Metazoa, Arthropoda, Insecta, Lepidoptera, Noctuidae. The coding region runs from base 165 to 3518 and encodes 1117 amino acids. The transcript is spliced from 5 exons. The record is from RefSeq and is a predicted model, not a curated record.